CAAUAUUCGUCUGCUAGAAAUUACAUAAACAAAUUCAACAAAAUUGUUUUGGACCGUUGGACGUACAAUUUUACAAAUGGCUCAGUUAUUCUCUAACAAAUCGAAACUAGCAUCUAUUUUGCAGAAGUAUGGCCGUCAUAUAACAAGCAAACGUCUUAGCGAGUGUCGUUCUUUACUGUACCUACGCCGAGACGGUUUUGUGACCUCGUCCAAUCAAAUAAAUAAAACCUGGUUACACACUAAAAAUCUCCGUAUUGUGAAACAAGAAUAUUCUGCCGUUCUUCAACUUGUAAAAAGAUCACUUCCUAGAAAUCAUGGAUUCAAAAAUUGCACAAGAGGAUUUGCUUCUUCGUCUCACCACAUGCAAUCCAACAAAGAUCCGCCAGAUGACCAAAAGAAGAAUAAUGAAAACAAAGAUGAUAAUAACGACGACAAAAAAAUCACAUCCAUGUUGGCAAAAGCAAUGAUGUGGAUGUUUACUGGUUAUAUGUUGAUCACCAUUGUGUCACUUAUGUUUCCUGGGGGGAACCAACCAGAGAUCGUUAGAUAUGUCUCUUGGACGGAAUUUCUUCACCAUAUGCUGGCGAAGGGUGAAGUUGCCGAGAUAAUCGUUCGUCCUGAUGUGGACAUUGUUACGAUAGUCUUACAUCCAGGAGCUGUAAUCAAAGGCCGCAGGAUAGAUCAUCGAACAUUUCACAUGAACAUAAUUGACACUAACAAGUUUGAAGAAAAGUUGCGAGCUGCAGAACAGCGAUUAGGUAUCUCUGCUGGACAAGGUGUUCCCAUCGUUUACGAACGAACAGAUACAGCCGGCCGGUUAUUGACCACUUUAAUUGCUGCCGCCAUUAUCAUCUCCAUUAUCUCCCGUAUGAAGUUUAAAUCGCCUAUUUCGAUGGACUCCUUUACGCAAAUGUCUCGAGCCAAAUUCACUCUAGUCGACCCUUUAACCGGUGGAGGCAAAGGAGUUCGAUUCGUUGACGUCGCUGGUCUCAAGGAGGUCAAAGUCGAAGUACUGGAGUUUGUCGAUUACCUUAAAAGGCCAGAACAUUACAAGAAAUUGGGGGCCAAAGUUCCUAAAGGAGCACUGUUGUUGGGCCCACCUGGCUGCGGAAAGACGUUACUGGCUAAAGCUGUCGCAACUGAAGCCUCUGUUCCGUUUCUGUCUAUGAAUGGCUCGGAAUUCAUCGAAAUGAUUGGAGGACUGGGAGCGGCCCGAGUCCGAGAUUUGUUCAAAGAGGCCCGGAAAAGAGCCCCUUGUAUUAUUUACAUUGACGAGAUCGAUGCUAUUGGCCGCCAGCGUUCUUCGGGCAGUGGUUCUUUCGACGGAGCAUCCGGUGAAAGUGAGCAGACAUUAAAUCAACUUUUGGUGGAGAUGGAUGGCAUGGCGACUCGCGAAGGUGUCUUGAUGCUGGCCUCGACCAAUCGAGCCGACGUGCUAGACAAAGCCCUUCUGCGACCUGGCCGUUUUGAUCGUCAUAUCAUGAUCGAUCUACCUACACUCGAGGAGCGCAAAGAGAUCUUUGAGCACCACUUGAAAUCGAUCAAAAUGGAGAAGACUCCUUCAUUCUAUUCCAAGAGGAUGGCGUCUUUGACGCCCGGAUUCAGUGGCGCCGACAUUGCCAGCGUCUGCAACGAAGCCGCUCUUCGGGCCGCCCGCGACUUGGGCAAGGUAGUCACGGCCGCCCAUCUGGAAUACGCAGUCGAACGUGUGGUGGGCGGAUUGGAGAAAAGGUCGUCAGUCAUCGCUCCUAAAGAGAAGCGGAUUGUGGCUUAUCACGAGUGCGGUCACGCUCUGGUCGGAUGGCUCCUUCCGCACACGGACGCUCUGCUCAAAGUGACCAUUGUUCCCCGUACGAGCCAGGCCCUGGGAUUCGCCCAGUACACGCCGACCGACAAGCGACUCUUCUCUACUGAAGAACUGUUCGAGCGGAUGUGCAUGGCCUUGGGCGGCCGAGUGGCCGAAUCCAUCACAUUCAACCGAGUGACAACCGGAGCUCAAAACGAUCUCCAGAAAGUCACGAAAAUUGCGUACUCGCAGGUGAGAACGUAUGGAAUGAGCGAAUCAAUGGGUCCCAUUUCCUUCCCGGAUGAGGAUCGCAAUUCCAGGGAAUUUGGCCGUCGACCUUACAGCAAAAGAUUGGCCAACACGAUGGAUGACGAGGCUCGUAGCAUUAUCGCCCGUGCAUACAAGCGGACCGAGAGUAUUUUGCUCCAGCACCGCCACAUGCUCGAAAAGUUGGCGGAGGAGUUGCUGGUUAAAGAGACGCUCAGCUUCAAUGACGUGGAAGCUCUGAUCGGCCCUCCACCACACGGCCAGAAACAGUUUAUCGAACCUCUUCAGUUUGAAGCUGAGAUUAACGAGCAAGCGGGUAUUCCGCCCGGUAGAUCCCACCAACAGCCUCCACCUCGCUCUGGAGACUGAGAGAAAGCUUUCUUUUCCCUUUGUAAGCUUUCAUAGAUUCAAGUUCUAUAUAGAGGAUAAAUAUACGGUGAUGUAUAAAAUACAAACAGACACCCGACCGA
Messenger RNA from Daphnia pulicaria, 2523 nucleotides. RefSeq names its product paraplegin-like (gene Spg7). Bases 77 to 2422 code for a protein of 781 amino acids. The transcript has 8 exons. The record is from RefSeq and is a predicted model, not a curated record. NCBI's taxonomy places the organism in Eukaryota, Metazoa, Arthropoda, Branchiopoda, Diplostraca, Daphniidae. Gene Ontology annotation, molecular function: ATP-dependent peptidase activity; metalloendopeptidase activity; ATP hydrolysis activity. Gene Ontology annotation, biological process: protein-containing complex assembly; mitochondrial protein processing. Gene Ontology annotation, cellular component: membrane; m-AAA complex.